AAACGUGGUACCGAUUUCUUCACUGUUUGCACAGUCAAUAAAGGAACUUGGGGAUAACUUGAAGUUUCAACAAUGAUCUGUAUACUGCUGGUAGCCGGUCAUGGCACCGUCUUAGAGACACAAAUUAAGAAUGAUGACACGGGUUUAUACAGCCACCUGACCGGAGUACCAAAGGCCUUACUUCCUGGCAUAGGAGGAAAGAAGAUCCUCGAUUUUUGGUGGGAAACUGUCAACAUGAGGCAGCUGUUCACAGAGGUGUUUCUGGUCACAAAUGCAGACAAGUAUAAGCACUAUGAGCGCUGGGCCACAGCGAAUGACUUCCCUGUGGAAAACUUGUUAAAUGACGGCAGCACUACAUUGGAGGACCGUCUUGGGGCUGUUGCUGACCUGCAGCUUGCCAUACGCAGUCGCAAGCUUCAAGAUGACAUCAUGGUGAUAGCAGGAGACAUGCUGUGUGCAGACCAGAACUUUGACAUUGCUCAAGUUAUUCGUUUCUUCAGGUCAAAGCCAGGGGAGCUGAUGAUUUACUAUGAGCUUGAGGAAAGUGAGAAAAGCAGCUCAAGAGGUAUUGUGGAGGUCUGCCCUGACACCCAUAGGAUAACUCGCUUCCUGGAGAAACCGCAGGAUGGACUGACAACAUCCCGGCUGGCGAGCGUGGUCUUUUACUGCAUCAGAAAAGACACGCUGUGCUACCUGUCUGACUUCCUCAACAUGCAACCUCAAGCCACAGACAGGACCUUUGGACAGUUCUGGGAGUGGCUCAUAAAUGAGAAACAGCUGGAUGUGUUUGGGAUGAAGCUUCCUACAGGGUUCCAGCUCAUUGGACAAGUGGGUUUGUCAGACUACACCAAGUGGCUCACCCACUACUCCACCAAGAAACAUGACAAUCCUGCUAAGCCAAUCAUGUGCCGAUCAUAUGCCAGGGUUGGACUGAUGGGGAAUCCUUCAGAUGGCUUCAAUGGGAAAACCAUUGCAAUGUCUAUCUCUAACUUCUGGGCUGAGGUCACUCUGGUGGAGAGCCAGUCUUUGGUUUUGGUCCCUCAUCCUCUCAACGACCCAACAGAGUUCGGAAGCUUGCAAGACCUUUUCUGUAUCAGCAGGAAGGAAGGAUACCUGGGAGGUCUACGGCUGCUGCAGGCAACCUGUAAGAAGUUUUACCAGUUCUGCUCCAAACAAGGUAUUGCUCUGACAAAGCAGAACUUCACACUGAAGUACGACACCAACAUCCCUCGACAAGUGGGCCUUGCUGGAAGCAGUGCCAUCGUCUCAGCCACGCUGAAGUGCCUCAUGGCUUUCUACAACAUCACAGAAAAUGAUCUUCCAAAGCCGAUCCGAGCAAACUUCAUCCUCAGUGUAGAGACCGAUGAACUUUUCAUCACAGCUGGCCUGCAGGACAGAGUCGUUCAGGUCUAUGAAGGCUUAGUCUACAUGGAUUUUAGCAAGAAGCUCAUGGAGGAACAGGGAUAUGGAGACUAUGAAUUAAUGGACAUGAGUGAGCUCCCACCCUUUUGGUUGGCCUACCUGAGUGACCCCAGUGACUCCGGACGCAUCCACAGCAACAUCAGACAGCGCUGGCUCAGUGGAGAGCCUCUGGUAGUUGAUGCCAUGAAGACUUUUGCUGAGCUCACAGAUCAAGCAAGGAUGGCUCUACAGGACAGAGACUGGGGCGGCCUGGCACAACUGAUGGACCAGAACUUUGAGCUGCGAAGGACUGUCUACACUGAUGAGUGUCUGGGUCCUGGAAACCUCAAGAUGGCUCAGCUGGCGAGGAAGUUUGGCUCUGCAGUGAAGUUGCCUGGUAGUGGUGGGGCCGUGGUGGGUCUGUGUCUGGAUAAUGCCAAAAUGGUGGAGAUGAGGCAAGCUUUUCAGGAGGCAGGCUGCGUCUUCUGUAUCAUCACACCGUACAACCCAUCUGCCAGCACCAUUGAUGACAAACACUAAUGUCACUUCCUCCCAGGAUGCCGUCAGGCUACUCAGGUACAACUCAUGGCCAUCAAGAAAACGACACAGGGGCCUCAUAAAGACUCAAAUCAUGUGACUCAAAAGUAUGAAUUGCUUAGUUAUAAGUUAGAUAAAUCCAUAAUUAAAUAAAGGUUGCUGCAAGAAUCAUUCUGUUUUGGUGGUAGAUUAAAGUCAUUAACCUGACCAGCCAGGUUAAGUGAAUACUGUAGAAAGAGAUAUUUCAGUGAUUUGUUAAGAUCAUAUAAAAAUCAGAUCUUAAACGGACUUACUGGGUGUACUUAAUACCCAAUUUGUACAAUUGUUAUACAUAAUAUACAUAUUUUUUACAAGUAAUUGUAUAGUUGUAUUGGUUAAAUUCUAUUUAUUUGUAUAAUUUCAAUAUUUUUGUUAACAGACAUUUUAAAGGCUUUUUGAAAAUUAAAAUCUUUGACUAGAACCACUGCGUACUCCACAUUUGAUACAUAGCAGGAACUUAUUUCACGUCCUUUUCAUGACUCAUAAAACUGUUGUAUUGUGUAUUAAAGGUGCUUUUUCAGACAUUC
Cheilinus undulatus (humphead wrasse) is the source of this 2504-nucleotide messenger RNA. RefSeq names its product glucuronokinase with putative uridyl pyrophosphorylase. Bases 73 to 1941 code for a protein of 622 amino acids. Lineage: Eukaryota; Metazoa; Chordata; Actinopteri; Labriformes; Labridae. The transcript has 23 exons. Gene Ontology annotation, molecular function: glucuronokinase activity; ATP binding. The record is from RefSeq and is a predicted model, not a curated record. Gene Ontology annotation, biological process: biosynthetic process.